Coprinopsis cinerea okayama7#130 is the source of this 1608-nucleotide messenger RNA. Its product is annotated as protein kinase subdomain-containing protein PKL/ccin4. The coding region runs from base 1 to 1608 and encodes 535 amino acids. The transcript is spliced from 5 exons. The record is from RefSeq and is a predicted model, not a curated record. Lineage: Eukaryota; Fungi; Basidiomycota; Agaricomycetes; Agaricales; Psathyrellaceae.
AUGCAGCAUCCAGAAUCUCCCCGUCAUCGAAUCUUUAGCCACUUCGACGAUUUGGUAGACGCUGUCAAGCCUUUUGUCCGCGCACUUGCCGUACGUGACGAGGAGAAUGUCAAUCUGUUCCCUCCCCAUGUCACCGCUACCGCGGUUUCGUCCAUCGAAGAUGGGCGUCCGUUUGAAUUCUCCCGCAUGAACUUCAUCCCUACAUGGUUCAAAGACCAGGUCAUGCAAACCAUGGAGUCCAUGGAGAAGAGCGACACCGACCUCGAUGACUUUGCUGAAAUGCGCUUCAAUUUGGUGGCCUUGCCUGACCUCCGAGAGAUGGCUAAAUGGAACCUCUAUCCCCCAGGAAAAAACCCUGGACAAUCCAAAAACGACUUUGUACACCUGUUGAAAGAAAUCACAUAUGCCAUAGCCACGUUCGUCGCGCUGUUAAACCCAAAGCUUCGAACCCGACCACCUCCCUCCAUCCUCCACGACUGGGAGAAACCUGACCUUUCCUUCCAUCUCUAUGGAACAAUGCUCUGCUUCAUAAAUGUCAGGAUACCCCCUGCCAGGGCUACCGAUACAUUUCUGGAGAUGGUACGGCAUCUGGAACAUCCUGCCGACAGAACAUCUGUUCCCAUACCCGCUGUCAAGAUGGUGAUAGAGAUGAUGGGGCAUCUCCUUCAAGACCCCGAGUGUUCGGAGGGCAUAAUCACAAACGGGGUCUUCGACAGCAUUUACAUGAAGAUUGACAGGAACACCGAGCCUAAACAGAUUCGUUUUAUACAUGUCCAAUGCCCAGAGCCGUUAAAAGAGGGCGGUUACCUCGAAUGGCUCUGCAUGCUGAUAUACUUCUGUGGACAUACGGCCUUCAAGACACCUUUCGGCGAACAAAAAAAUAUAGUCAAAGGGGUAGAAAUGAUCAAUCUCUUUGAGCCAUUGCCGCUCACACCUGUAUCCCCAUCGACCUCCUCGUCCCGUGCAGGUGGUUUUAUCUUGUCCGAUGUGAUACUCCGUUUGAAUUCUCUUUCCUGCACUGCGAACGAGUGCUUCCUUAACACAGUUUUAACCUAUGUUCCCCGCCUAACUUCCACCUUCCAUCACCAUAUCCUUGUCGGACACCGGCCCGGACCUGAUUCCCGACAGGCCGUCCUCCUCAGGUCCAGGAACAAAUGCUUUGUGAUCAAGAUAUACCACCAUGUCGCCGACUUUGAGACAGAAUCCCAAGCUCUUACAAAACUCGGCCGACUCUCUUGUUCGCCCAAGCUUCUCGCCUCCGGGCUCACAUCCCAAAGUCACUAUUUCGUUCUCUUAACUUACACGGGUCAGACUCUCCAGGAGUUCACUGACCAACAAAUCGAGGACGUCAAAGAAAAAAUCAAGUUACUGCAUGCUCACGGUGUGCACCAUCACGACAUCCUGCCGCAGAACACCACCGUUGACACUCGAGGGAGAUUACGGUUAAUUGACUUUGGCGAAUCGGAUUUCGACUGUCGAUACGGUGAAUUUUGUCCCGAUAUCUCAUGGGAGGCGAAGUGGAGGGAAUAUCUCGCCGAUAAGGCAAAUAACAAAAUCGCUAAACCAUCGGAUGAGUCGUCAGAACAAGUCACGCCAUCCUCCACAUGA